This is a messenger RNA of Procambarus clarkii (red swamp crayfish), 1113 nucleotides long. The record is from RefSeq and is a predicted model, not a curated record. Lineage: Eukaryota; Metazoa; Arthropoda; Malacostraca; Decapoda; Cambaridae.
AUGUCUGGCCGCACUCCAGUCCGUGAUGAGUACAUCUCUCUUGUUCUGCUCGGGGGCGUGGGACGGUGGCUCGGGGCGUGGGACGGUGGCUACGGGGCGUGGGACGGUGGCUACGGGGCGUGGGACGGUGGCUACGGGGCGUGGAACGGUGGCUACGGGGCGUGGAACGGUGGCUACGGGGCGUGGAACGGUGGCUACGGGGCGUGGGACGGUGGCUACGGGGCGUGGAACGGUCGCUCGGGGGCGUGGGACGGUCGCUACGGGGCGUGGGACGGUGGCUACGGGGCGUGGGACGGUCGCUCGGGGGCGUGGGACGGUCGCUACGGGGCGUGGGACGGUGGCUACGGGGCGUGGGACGGUGGCUACGGGGCGUGGAACGGUGGCUACGGGGCGUGGGACGGUGGCUACGGGGCGUGGGACGGUGGCUACGGGGCGUGGGACGGUGGCUACGGGUCGUGGAAGGGUGGCUACGGGGCGUGGGAAGGUGGCUACGGGGCGUGGGACGGUGGCUACGGGGCGUGGGACGGUGGCUACGGGGCGUGGGACGGUGGCUACGGGGCGUGGAACGGUGGCUACGGGGCGUGGAACGGUGGCUACGGGGCGUGGAACGGUGGCUACGGGGCGUGGGACGGUGGCUACGGGUCGUUGGACGGUGGCUACGAGGCGUGGGACGGUGGCUACGGGGCGUGGGACGGUGGCUACGGGGCGUGGGACGGUGGCUACGGGGCGUGGGACGGUGGCUACGGGGCGUGGGACGGUGGCUACGGGGCGUGGGACGGUGGCUACGGGGCGUGGGACGAUGGCUACGGGGCGUGGGACGGUGGCUACGGGGCGUCGGACGGUGGCUACGGGGCGUCGGACGGUGGCUACGGGGCGUCGGACAGUCGCUACGGGGCGUGGAAUUGGCACCCCGCCCACGCCACGCCCACCCACGCCACGCCCACCCACGCCACGCCCACCCACGCCACACCCACCCACGCCACACCCACCCACGCCACACCCACCCACGCCACGCCCACCCACGCCACGCCCACCCACGCCACGCAGCUGCCAACCUUCACCCGAGGACGAGGGGCCCACAAACUUUAUUCAUCAGGGGAUCGUUUACAUUGA